AACUCUGGCCCAAGUCUUUUCCUUUUCGUGGGCUCGGUAAUUCGAAUCGUGUGUCUAAUUGGUGAAGGUAGUGGACAAGUUUAAUCAUGGAGAAUGUCGAAGACUGGUCCAAAUGGAAUCCAAUGGCUGCGGAUUUUUACGAUGAGGCGGUGAACAGCUACGUAAAUGCUGAUGGGCCAAACCUUGUUGACGAGGCACAUGUUCCUCCACUUGGCGAGAAGAAGGAAGAAAAGCCUAUUAAUCUGAAAAAAUACCCGAGUUUGGCUAUUGCGAAGGACACGAAUUUAGUAACCGAGCGUACACUUAAGAUGUUCUUAGGCGAACAUUUAAUUUUCCAUAUAGAUUAUCGAAAAAACUCGGGUGUCUUUAAGGUCUACUUCAAACAUAUUGGCGCCUUCGAGACGGCUCGCCUAAAGCUUGACGGUUGUAAAACGUUCACCGUUCUUAAUGGUCGCAGAAAUUUCCAGCCAGAAUUCUCAAUUCCGUCUGGUGCUUCAACUUCACCUAAAGAAUGGCCAAGUCCAGCGCCGUUUAAAUCGCUAUUGGACCGCUCGAGUGUGGAUCUUGAAUCCCGAACAUAUCCGAUUUCAGAGAAGUUGAACGAUCAUCCGCAGUUCACACGCGCUCCCCUGGUCAUCAAAGCCGACUAUGCUAAGGGAUCUCUGUUGGCCAAGAAUGAUGCUAGUCGGCGAUACUUGAACGUUAAAUACGAAUUUGUUUUGGAACGAUAUAAUGCUUAUAUCCUUGCAUAUGAAUCAAAGCAAAUAAACACGAUGGUGAAGGCUCAGUCUGGAAGAGCCUUUCUCUAUCCCAAAAAAUCGAUGUUAGUUGAAAAUAAUUUUAUAAUCAAAAAUGACGAAAACAACAACGAGGAUCUGAGCAAAUGGAACAUCAAAAUGUGCAUCGCUUGCCAUGGCUUCACCAAGACCGCUUGCAAGAUCUGCGCAAUGCCAUUUUGCAAUGCAGAGUGUCUAAGGGCAGUCAAGGACAAGCACGAGGAAUUCUGUGCCGCAAAGGACAAGCACGAGGAGUUGUGUGACCCAAAGACUCCUUUUCCAGUUGGUGAGAAAGUUCCAAGUACUGCUUGUCCCAAUCCUGGGUUGCCGCCUACAAAAGGAACAGUCAGGAUUACUGCCUUUGAACAGACCAAUGUGGUCUAUGUGAUUUCGACUGAACGCGAUGUGGAGAUGGCUUAUUUUUCUGUACUCCAGGAGGUCACCUCGAAGAGUAAAAACGCUGUCAAGCUUCAGACGGUGCCACAAUGUGGACAGAUUGUAAUCUACAAAUCUGAGUCUCAAACAAUUCGAGCCGUGGUUUUAAAUGUAGAGGACCCUAAAGAGAUCUAUGUGGUUUGCAUGGACUACGGCAAUGUUGAUAUCGCAAAACUAGAAGAUCUGUACGAGUGCUCGGACUAUUUGGCUGGCCUCGCUGUCUAUCCAGUUGCUGUUCAGUUACGGGGCGUCCCAAGGCGUUUCAUGAAUCCCAAUGUACGGGAACUUCUCUACGAGCUUUGCAUCAGCACCACCUAUAAAAUAAGGUACUCCAAGCGGGAAUAUAACUAUAAGAAGGGUCUACAAAUUGUUCAGCUAGUUGAAAGCGAGUUCCAUCGAAACCUAAAUCGUUACAUCAAAAACAUGAUUACUCCCGUGGAGCCUUCGAUGUCUGGAAAGGGAUUCAAAGAGGAUUAUUUUUCGCAUAUUUACUUGCCUACCGGCAAAAAGAUCCAACUGGUUGUCAUGGAUAACACUUUUGUUAAGUAUGGCCUGAUCUAUUGCACCGUCUUGGAUCUGGCAUACGAAGUCACCAAAAUGCAGAGGGACCUGCAGGAUUACGGCGAAAACAUUGCCAAAUGUGAAUCAUUUGCACCACCUAAAGGCGAGGUGUGUGUAGCCAAAUAUAAGGAAAAUUGGUGUCGUGGUAUGACGCAGGAACUUGUGGGGGAUGGCUAUCCAAGCAUCUUGUUCCUGGAUUACGGCAAUAUUCGGCCGGUUCACAUUAGCGAAAUACGUCCAUACCCAGCAGAGUUUAAAUUUCCCAUUGUGACCUCAGAACUGGAGCUGAUUGGUUUUCCUGAAGAAGUUACCGAUGAACAGGCUGCACGUUUAGAGGAUUAUUUCGGCGUGGGAACUUUGGUGAACUGCGAUGAAGUUAUUAAAAACGAGGGCGCAAACAAUUAUAGUGUCCGUUUUGAUAUACUUAACCGUAUAUUAAAUAUCUAAAUACAUUAAAUAACUAUAUUAAGUAUAUCAUUCUUCUUAAAAAUCCUUCUUAAUUUACAUAUUUAACUAAACACCUAAAGCCUAUACAGUAAUACCAGUAAUAUUAUAUAAAUAAUAUUAAUUAAUGCCUUGUAUUCAGUGAAAAUAUAUUUUAUUUCGUUCUAAUUAUUUUCUAGUUGAGUUUUUUUUUCAUAAACAUAAAUUGAAGGCUUUCCAAGUCAUGAAAGGGACACACUU
Molecule: messenger RNA, 2456 nt
Organism: Drosophila bipectinata
Lineage: Eukaryota; Metazoa; Arthropoda; Insecta; Diptera; Drosophilidae
Gene: vret
Product: vreteno
Source: RefSeq, a predicted model, not a curated record